Molecule: messenger RNA, 330 nt
Organism: Leptosia nina
Lineage: Eukaryota; Metazoa; Arthropoda; Insecta; Lepidoptera; Pieridae
Source: the annotation of a GenBank genome assembly
AUGGCAAAUAUGUUAGUAUUACUUUUUAUACCAUUAAUUACUUUUGGAACCGAUGCCCUGAAAAUGUCUGUAUCCGAGCUUCGCAAUAUAGACACGCCUGAAUCUUGCCUAGAAGACCUCAUUUCCCUGCCUCCAGGUCUAGGAAAGGCAGUGUUAUAUCUAUCGCGUGCACUGCGGCGAGUUAUAUCCUGUACAGCUGUUGAUUUCUCGAACACAUCCUUUGGAAAUAAAGUCAAUUUUGCAACGUCGGACGGAAAAAUAAUGAUGGCGUCAGAAGAUGACAAGAACGGUAAUAGAUUUAAGGUUUAUACAUUUUUAGUGCGCGUGUAA